UCUAUAUUAUAAUACCCGUGUGCGUCUGUCUGUCACGCAAAAUGGUACCGUACCGUAAGUAGCGAGACGCGCUUAAGUGGUAUAAAAAGGAUGGGCGGACCCGUGGAUUCUUCCACGGGCCAUCGACUAGUCUAAUCUAUUGCGUUUAUUAACAGUUUCUUUCUUUUUAUACUUGAAUGUCACAAAAAAUUUCCAUCUGCUUUAUAUUUUAGGUGAUUUGCAAACUUAUGACUUUAACAAGAUGAACGAAGAAGGAAAGGCUAAAAUGAUUUUGUCUGUUUUGUUUUGCCCCGAAUUUGCUAUAGACUGUAUAAAUGAAAACGAAAGUGUAGACGAAGAUGCGUUUCGAAGGAUGGUCGAACAGGAUCUUCCAAAUUGCAUAAGUGACGAAUCAUUCGAUAUAAAACUAAUUAGGAGAUUUUGCCUAAAAGAAACUUAUGGUAAGCUGUGCAAAUACAUAAAAGAUGCAGUUGAAUCACGGAAAGAAAGUUUGUGUGGAAAUUGUAAAGCAGAGUUAGUCGAACCACGCUCUUGUACAAAGUGCUUAGUCAGAUACCACGACAUUUGUUUUAAUAGCACAGAUGGAAAUAUUUGCUUUAGUUGUGAGAAAUUUUUGAAAAAACGAAAAGAGGAGAUGGAAAAAGCAAUUGAAGAAGAACAACGUGAAAAAAAAGAACUAGAAAGGUGGUUUUGUCAUUGGCGGCUGCUGUUAAGAAAAAUGGCACAUGACGGAAGUUUGAUGGAUAUUGUGCAAGAGUCAAGUGAUCCUGAUAACAAUAAAUUACUUGCGAUUUGUAAGUACGAAGGGAAAAAGUACGCCCACGCGCUGGAAGAAUUAUUCAACACAUUUCCGAAAUUCGAAAAGGAGUAUAAGUUAUAUGCCAAUGAUGAAACUGAACCAAAGGAAAAAAUUUUACAUUUUGUCCAUCACGGUUAUAAGGAGAGCUUUGACAUUGGUAAAACUACCUGUGCUAGAUUAGAACAUAUUGUUAUGCGACUCGUCAAUGCGUAUAAGUCAUGAACCGGUAACACGACUGAUGUAUUUUUAUUUUUGUUCUAAUUAACUUACUUGUGUUGGUUCAAGAACUUUCAUUUUGUAAAAAUUCAGAAAGUUUGGUAUAUGGAGAUCUUUAUCUUUAUAUACUGCAAUUUUAAUAGUACAGUUUUUAGUAGUGUUUGGUACACUUUACACGUUUUUUUUGUCUCCGUCAUGUCGUGGAAUAAAACCGGAGUUUUGUUUGCUUUGAGUUUUUUUGUAUUUUUGCCACGAUUAUGUACUAUAUUUACUUUUUGCAAAAUAAUACCUUUUUGGUGUAUUUAUCGUGAUUUCCGUUAUUACUGCCGGCAGACUAAUAUCUCUCUUUAUUCUGCCGGUAGUUGAUUACUGCC
Molecule: messenger RNA, 1389 nt
Organism: Hydractinia symbiolongicarpus
Lineage: Eukaryota; Metazoa; Cnidaria; Hydrozoa; Anthoathecata; Hydractiniidae
Exons: 3
Coding region: 242-1021 (259 amino acids)
Source: RefSeq, a predicted model, not a curated record